This is a messenger RNA of Ectocarpus sp. CCAP 1310/34, 1389 nucleotides long. Lineage: Eukaryota; Phaeophyceae; Ectocarpales; Ectocarpaceae. The record is from the annotation of a GenBank genome assembly.
UGUGAGUGUGGUGUGUCGUGGACCGGGGAAGCUUCCCGGAGCGAUGUCUACCAUACCGACAGACUCGGAGCUGGAGGUUGCAGUGAGAGAGAUUCUCCGCGUCGCGAACGUUGAACAGACGUCGCUCAAAAUCAUCCGGAAGAAGCUUGAAACCCGUUUUUCGGUGGAUCUUUCCGAGAAAAAGGCCUUCUUGAAGGAGACGGUGACGGCAAUAAUGUCAGAGGGUGACGAGGAGGAGGAGGAGGAGCAGAGGAAGAGGAGGAAGAGGAGGAGGAGGAGGAGGAGGAGGAAGAAGAGGAGCCAGCGAGCAAGGCUAAGGCCAAGCGCAAGUCCGCCGGCUUCCAGCUCUCCCCUGCCCUGUACGAGUUCAUGGGCAGCAAGGACACGUGCAUGGCCCGCGGUGACCAAGGCGGUGUGGGCGUACAUUCGUGCGGAGUCCCUCCAGGACCCCAAGGACGGUCGAAAGAUCCGAAACGACGAAAAGAUGUUCCGCGUGUUCAAGUGCAAGACCAUGAACAUGAUGCACAUCGCCAAGAAGCUGUCGCCGCACCUCAAGAAGGUCUCGGACCUCGUGGAGAGCGGCGCCCCCAACGAGGAGGUCGACACCGAAGCGAGCAGCAGCGGCGAUGAAGAAGCUCGACGAACGGCCGGAUCGAAGAAGAGGGGCGCAUCAGGGGCGAAGUCGAAACCCACGGCUAACGUACGAAAGAAACCGAAGGCUGGGGCAACUCCAAAGGGUCGACCAAAGGCGGGCGCGGGGGGGGGUUCCGCGAAGGGAAAGAAGGGGGGGGGCGGCAAGGGGGAGAGCGAAGUGGCGGCGAAGAAGACGCGGAAACCUUCCACGGUAUUGUGGCGGGUGAGCGACGAGCUCGCGGCCGUGGUGGGGUCGAAGGACGCGACGGUGGACACGAUCAGAAGUGGCGUACACCAGUACAUCAAGGAGCACAACCUACAGGACCCCACGAAGAGGACGAUGGUGAUCUGCGACCCCACGCUGGAGAGAGUAAUGGGCCAGAAGGUCGUCAAGAUGUUCGGCAUGCAGACCCUCAUCGCCCCGCACAGGCUCCACAAGCUCUAACCAGAGACAGACCCCGUUUACUCCUUCAACCCGAAACCGUCGUCUCCCGCGCCCCCAAAGAGCGGCUGCCUCUGUAAAUUAAUCGGGCGCAGGUAGUAGCCUUUGUGUUGAAUUUUUUCGAGUCGUGAUGCCAUGCAUCAUCCGAGGUAUACAUAUGUGUUCCGCGACGUUUGACUCCAUAUUACUUUUUUUCUUCCGGCGACCCUGCGGUUAUGAGUGGAGGGGGCACAGCAGAAACAGGUAUCGGUACAGCGCAUGGAACUAGGGCGAGGCAGCUGCCGGAUUUUGCUGAAGUGGUGGGGGGGGUGAGA